AUGCACCCACUCCUGCCCGUGAAGGUGGACAGGAAGACCAGCAUCAUUUUGCUCUCAUCCCGCACCUGGCUGAACUACACCUUCCAGAACCUGCUGAAUUUUGGCCCGCUGAUCUACGACGCGCUGGACAACGUGCACAGCUUCAGUGCCAAGCUGUGUCCGGAAGGCCUCAUCGGCAUUGUCAAACACGACCCCAUGCCCCUCGCGUACACCCCGCGCAAAAUUCUGCUCAACCCAGUCACCAAACACAACAUCACUGUUGAGUCCAAGCACCGCACCAUGGCCCCCGACGUCCAGGUUGCCCGGUUUGCCCUCCAGCCCGGGGAGGAGAGCCGACGCCAGUCGAGCUUGUUGCGACCCGCAUGCGCAUCCUCAUCGGCCCCCGGGGCCCGCUUGAGUAUCUCCAGCGCGUUGGCCUUUGUCGUCAAGGCCGGCCUCCUGGGCCUCCGCCUUGGCGCAUCAGCCGCCGCACCCGUCCUUCUCGCCCUCCCUGGCGUGCUAGCCAGCGUGCUGGACGUCGAGGCAUCCGCCUUUGUUGCCGUCGCUGCCCUCUGGAUUGUCGACCGUUGA
Puccinia triticina is the source of this 570-nucleotide messenger RNA. RefSeq lists its product as uncharacterized. Gene Ontology annotation, molecular function: protein binding. Bases 1 to 570 code for a protein of 189 amino acids. The record is from RefSeq and is a predicted model, not a curated record. NCBI's taxonomy places the organism in Eukaryota, Fungi, Basidiomycota, Pucciniomycetes, Pucciniales, Pucciniaceae. The transcript is spliced from 4 exons.